UGGAGAAGAAGAGAACAGAAGUGAAGAUGGGAUCUGAUGAAGAGAGUUUGUUUUUUUUGAUUUGAUGACUGCCCUUUUCACUCCACCAACUUCUUCUUCUUCUUCUUCUUCUUCUUCUUCUUCUUCUUCCUCUUCCUCUUCUCGGGUAAGUAUUGCGACGAUGAACUCUCUCUCUAUCUUUUUUUAUUCCCAUUUUGCCCUCCCUUGUUUCGUCAUUUGACUCGACUUUUUUGAAAUCUCUGCGCAUUUGUUCUAGAUCUUCAGCAUUCUCUUCUUUUUCUUCACAAUCAUAAUCUGGUAGGACGUUGAGGAUCAUUAGAGCAGUCGUAUUUGUGUGGUUUGUUCUCCUUAAAGAAGCAGUGAUGGGUUCCAGAUUCCCAUCUCAUCAGCUCAGCAACGGCCUCUAUGUCUCAGGCCGGCCUGAGCAGCCAAAAGAAAGAACUCCGACUAUGAGCUCAGUAGCCAUGCCUUAUACGGGAGGCGAUAUCAAAAGGUCAGGAGAGUUGGGGAAAAUGUUUGAUAUCCCUAUGGAUGGUUCCAAGUCCAGGAAAUCUGGGCCCAUAAACGGUGCUCCUUCAAGGACUGGAUCUUUCGGAGGUGCUGCUUCCCACUCAGGACCCAUUAUGCCGAAUGCUGGAGCUCGCGGUGCUUAUACUACAUCAGGUCCUGUAACGUCUGGGUCUGGUUCAGCUGCAGUAAAGAAGACGAAUUCUGGACCAUUGAAUAAACAUGGGGAACCUAUAAAGAAGUCGUCUGGUCCUCAAUCGGGAGGCGUGACUCGCCAAAACUCUGGUCCUAUUCCUCCAGUUCUUCCCACAACAGGUCUUAUUACAUCUGGCCCAAUUUCUUCGGGUCCACUUAAUUCAUCUGGGGCACCAAGAAAGGUAUCGGGUCCUUUGGAAUCUAUGGGGUCAAUGAAAGUACAAGGUUCUUCAGUCGUUAACAAUCAAGCUGUCACUACCUUGAGCCAAGAUGAUGAAUAUUCAUUCAGGAGGAACUUUCCAAAGCCAAUUCUGUGGUCUGUGAUUUUAUUGUUCGUGAUGGGCUUCAUAGCUGGUGGUUUCAUUCUUGGAGCUGUUCGCAAUGCCAUUCUCCUCAUUGUUGUGGUAGUUCUUUUCGCAGCGGUUGUGGCACUGUUCACUUGGAAUACCUGUUGGGGCAGAAAAGCAGUUGUUAAUUUCAUUUCUCGAUAUCCUGAUGCGGAGCUUAGAACUGCGAAAAAUGGACAACUUGUGAAAGUUUCCGGGGUGGUUACUUGUGGUAAUGUGCCCCUUGAGUCAUCCUUCCGAAAAGUUCCUAGAUGCGUCUACACAUCAACGAGUUUGUAUGAGUACCGAGGAUGGGAUUCAAAACCAGCUAACUCCACACAUCGUCGUUUUACGUGGGGUCUUAGAUCCUUGGAGAGGCAUGUGGUGGAUUUCUACAUCUCCGAUUUCCAGUCUGGCUUGAGAGCAUUGGUUAAGACUGGUUAUGGAGCGAGAGUGACCCCUUAUGUUGACGACUCCUUUGUCAUUGAUGUAAAUCCGGGGAAUGAAGACUUGUCUCCAGGGUUUGUCAGGUGGUUGGCCGAGCGGAAUCUUCAAAGUGACGACCGUACAAUGCGAUUGAAAGAAGGGUACAUCAAGGAAGGCAGCACGGUCAGCGUUAUGGGAGUUGUACAGAGAAACGACAAUGUGCUUAUGAUUGUCCCGCCAUCAGAGCCGUUGACAACAGGGUGCCAGUGGGCCCAAUGUAUCUUUCCCGCUAGCCUUGAGGGCAUUGUUUUGAGGUGUGAAGAUGCGUCCAAAAAUGAUGUGAUACCCGUUUAAGUUUGAAUGUGCUCCGAUAACUUUUCGGGCACUGAUCUCUUGAGGAAUAUUUUGGGUUACAGUCAUAUCAAUCAUGGUGGCGGCGGCAGCAUUGGCUUUCGUAGUUGGAAAUGGAAAUGGGAAUGGAAAUGGAGUGUGAUGUUUUUCAUGGUGAUAUCCUUUUUCUUUUUCUUUUGGUGUAUAGUUUUUAGGAAUUCGAUUCUAUUAUCUUCUUCUCUUUUUUUUUUUUUUUUUUUUUUUUUUUUUUUUUUUAAUUUUUAAGUUCCUUCUAGGUUUGAAAGCUUUUGCAAUGGGUGUGGCUUGAUGUAGUGAGGGAUUUUACAUGUUUUGAAAUAUUGAGCAGACAGCAGUGCGCGCUAUAAAGAAAAGUGUCACAUAAUUAAUUAUUUCA
Molecule: messenger RNA, 2199 nt
Organism: Morus notabilis
Lineage: Eukaryota; Viridiplantae; Streptophyta; Magnoliopsida; Rosales; Moraceae
Exons: 5
Coding region: 363-1808 (481 amino acids)
Source: RefSeq, a predicted model, not a curated record